AUCUCAUACGGCAAUUUUUACAAAUGCGAGCCACUCAAGUUGGGAAGAAGAUAAUGGCGAAGGCGAGAUGAUGGUAUACGUGAAAGAGUUAAAUCAGCCCGAGUAGAAGAUAAUGGUAAUAUAUGGGGCAAAAGUGUUGCUGCCUUUAAUGCCUGCUGUUAAUGUGGCGAGACCGAUCGUAAUAGUUGCUCCAACAAAGUGGUUCGGUCGGCGUUGAGUGGCAGAAGAAGCAGUAUUGUGAGUAUGGUGAGCUCAGCCGCCGCAGCGGCCGCCAUAGCUUGUGCUUGUGCUCGUGCUUGUGCUCAGGAGCCGCCUCAACCGGAGACUCUCUCCAACAUACCUCAGACACUUUCCGGUGAAUGUCCGUCGCCCGGCAACUGCCGGAAACCCAAAAUCCAAAGACCUAAGUCCAGAAAAGCCGAAUCCUGCACAAGCAAGUGCGUCACCACUUGCAUCCAAGGCGGCGACGGUUCUCCCGGUGAAGGCCCUUUCAAUGUCAGAAGACCUCUGGUUGUUUUCAAGCAAGGGUUUCGAACUCGUCAAUACUGCCUGGUGGAGUGUACAGAUAUAUGCAAUUUGAUAGGUGAUGGUGACGAUGGACCUUGAAUUUUGUUUUUGUUUUUCGGUUGAUAGCACCAGCUAUUUAAAAAUUAAAUAUGGUUUGUCAUGCUUCAGUUUCUGUGAAAAAUGUUCCUUAUUUUAUCUUGGGAAAAUAUUUUUAAAAAAAACCUCAGAAGUCAGAAAUCGCAUAAUCCCAGAAUGAGAAAUUUCUACAGCCAGGUAUUGUUACUUUUAGCGUAGUCAAAACUUGUUAAAAUACAAAAAACAAACUUAAUAGUAAUUUUCAAAUUCUUUUUUUAUGUCAUUUUUUCUUUUUAUAUUUUUAUUGGAAAAAAACAUUCCAACAACAACAACAUAAAAUUCUUUAUAAUAUCCUAGUCAAACAGGAGUUUCUCUAAUUUAUUACAUUUCCAAGAUAAAAAACUUUGUUGAUGCAUUGAAUGAAAAUAUUUUUAUGUUCAUGGAACCUGUAUGACUUCUAGACUAAAUGAAUUUAAUGUUCUAAUUAACGGUGACUCAUUCUUGCGUGUGACCCAGUAAGGUCACAUAACGUUUGCAGUGGGUCCAAAUUAAAGUGGUAAAAGAUGAAAGGUCUUUCACAAGUCUCGGAAUGUCAUUUCUUGAUAUCUCAAUUAUUAAUAAAUCUUAAAGGAAUGUUUAGUGGAAGGUGAUUACUGGUUAGAAAGUGUUGUGUUUGUGGAUGUAGUUUUAAGGCAUUUGAUUACCAAUGACAACUUUAUCUAAUCUGUUCCGAUAUCAAGAUUGGCAUUUCUUUUUUGUCUUCUUUUCCAUUUCCUUCCUCCCUUGUCUUGUGUUUGGUGCUUUCAAGGUCAUUGUAUAGCACACUUUAGCUCAGAUGAUCAAUUUUGAUAGGAUUAAGGUUUGAUUUUAUCCCA
This is a messenger RNA of Neltuma alba, 1457 nucleotides long. RefSeq lists its product as uncharacterized. Bases 244 to 606 code for a protein of 120 amino acids. Lineage: Eukaryota; Viridiplantae; Streptophyta; Magnoliopsida; Fabales; Fabaceae. The transcript is spliced from 3 exons. The record is from RefSeq and is a predicted model, not a curated record.